Dovyalis caffra is the source of this 612-nucleotide messenger RNA. Lineage: Eukaryota; Viridiplantae; Streptophyta; Magnoliopsida; Malpighiales; Salicaceae. The record is from the annotation of a GenBank genome assembly.
AUGGAGACCGAAGCCCCUUCAGUGUCCUCUCUAGCCUCACAAAUAUGCAGUCACAUAGCCUCCAUCUUUGCCAAACCCACAGACCCCCACCGACCCCCCUUGGACCUCAUGAUCGCUACUCUCACUUCCACCGCAGCCCAAAAUGGUGUUGUCUUCCUGUAUGGGGUUGGUAGGGAGGGCCUGAUGCUCAAGGCUCUAUGCAUGAGGCUGGCUCACCUUGGCAUCUCUACCCACUUUGUCUUCGACAUGACAACCCCACCAAUCACUUCAAACGACCUCCUCAUAGCCUCCGCCGGACCCGGAGGAUUCUCUACUGUUGAUGCUUUAUGUUCACUCGCAAGAUCUCAUGGUGCCACAGUGUUGCUGUUGACUGCUCAGCCUGAGACAGGAUCCUGUGUGAAGCAUGCCAGUGUAGUUUGUUAUGUGCCAGCGCAGACCAUGGCUGAUGAUAAGGGUGAUGGUGGGGAGAUGAAAUCCAGGCCUUUAAUGCCUAUGGGAAGUGUUUAUGAGGGGGGCUUGUUUGUGUUGUUUGAGAUGGUUGUUUACAGGUUAGGUGAGGCUUUAGGACAGAGCCCUGAGGCCAUUCGAUCUCGCCAUACCAAUCUUGAAUGA